Didymella exigua CBS 183.55 is the source of this 767-nucleotide messenger RNA. RefSeq lists its product as uncharacterized. Lineage: Eukaryota; Fungi; Ascomycota; Dothideomycetes; Pleosporales; Didymellaceae. The record is from RefSeq and is a predicted model, not a curated record. Gene Ontology annotation, cellular component: mitochondrion. Bases 192 to 578 code for a protein of 128 amino acids. The transcript is spliced from 2 exons.
UUUUAGCGGCGAAUUCUGAUCGUUAUAUAUGCGCGGAGGACGAGGCACAAGGCUGCUGCGAGUGAUGAGGAAGGUGUUACUGAUGACGACUAGUCUGCAUCCGCUCUUAGCGCCCGCUCGGCAUGUGCCGCAUUCGAAGCUGGGCAUCAUCGCGAGCUCCGUCACGACCACCGACAGCAACCCCACACACAAUGCACUCGCUUCGCAGGAUAGCAGUGACUGCUGCCCGGACGGGCCGUACCACUCUCUCGCGCCAGUCCCGCCGCUAUGCUCACGAUGAGCACGCCCACGGCCACGCUGCCCCCGCGAACGAAUCUCUCGGACGUGGUUUCUUCUGGGCCACGAUUUGGAUUCCCGCAGGAAUGGGCCUCUACCUCGUUUCCAAGAACUCCGACAGCGACCGACCCUUCCUCACCCGCAUGAUGGACAAGUACGCUGAGGCAGAGGAGAAGCGCCAGAAGAGAAACGAUAUCCACGUACGCAUGGUCGAGCAGGCAGGCGAGGACCGCGUGCUGUUCAUGAACGCCAGGCCCCAGGAAUACGUUGAUAUGAGGUUCCCUGAGUACGUACCGACCUGACUGGCGCAACGGAAUCCCAGCGAACGGUCAAUCUGUGGCAACAGAGUCAACAUGUGCUGUUCUGGAGCGAUUGAAGACAAUGGCGCGGCUGACUUCGUACAGGAUCAUGAACGCUGGCUCUCCCUACAACGUGCCCGCUGGCAGCCAAGUCCCCAUGACCUCCGUCAUCGAGAAGUACCAGAAGCUUGC